Molecule: messenger RNA, 789 nt
Organism: Aspergillus luchuensis
Lineage: Eukaryota; Fungi; Ascomycota; Eurotiomycetes; Eurotiales; Aspergillaceae
Exons: 4
Coding region: 1-789 (262 amino acids)
Source: RefSeq, a predicted model, not a curated record
AUGAACUUGGAUAUCGUUCCUAACUGGCUCCGGAUUAUCCUCCUUAUUUUGAGCAUCGCCUCCUUUUUGCCGCAGUUGCAGCGAAUAUGGCAGCAGUUUACUCUACUGUUCUUUCUACUCGUCAAUCAGACAGAGAACGUCGAUGUCAUCCAUAAGACCACUGGAGAUUGGAUCAACCUUGCCCAGCUGUGUGCUGUUUGGAUACUGUGGGUUUCAUUGUUUUCUUUGGGUCUCUACUACCCCUCAGACCAGCACAGCCGUGGACGCAAGGUUUCUGCCUUGCUCCUGUACAUUGUGCACUUGCUUGUCUCUGUUGUCCCUGUUGUUGCUGAUGCCAUUGAUUAUUAUCUCGUCAGCACCGGAGAGGAUGCAGCAUACCGCAACUUCGGGCUCGAUAUCUUUGGCGGAUACCACUAUGGCUUUAUUCACCCGGCAAUGACUCUAGUAGGAAUCUAUGCCUGGUUUCCGCAGAAUGACGAAAUUCAUCGUCAAACCCAGCUUCACUCCCUCAGUGAGACCGGUCUAGCUGCUCAGGCGGUGAUAUUCGCAUUUGUUGCUAUCUCGUGGACCAUGAGAACGAAUUUAUACAACAGUAACCUUCCAAAUCUCCCUUUCUGGGCUACCAUCCCUCAAUGGUUUAUUUAUGUGUGGUGGGCGGCAGUAGAUAAUAUGAUAUUUUCCUGCGUUCAGACUAGACUUUAUCUCAGGGUACGUCACCGUGAGCAGUCCUCCACAGACCAGGAAACACAACCUUUGCUCUCAGAAAGGGCAUCGCAAAGUGAAGAAUGA